Silurus meridionalis is the source of this 2211-nucleotide messenger RNA. It is a transcript of the gene vtna, whose product is annotated as vitronectin a. The transcript is spliced from 8 exons. Lineage: Eukaryota; Metazoa; Chordata; Actinopteri; Siluriformes; Siluridae. Gene Ontology annotation, molecular function: polysaccharide binding; extracellular matrix binding; scavenger receptor activity. Gene Ontology annotation, biological process: cell adhesion mediated by integrin; cell-matrix adhesion; immune response. The record is from RefSeq and is a predicted model, not a curated record. Bases 57 to 1586 code for a protein of 509 amino acids.
GCAGACCUCAUUUCCCCUGAUCCCUCAGAGCUUCAGUGGUACUCUUGGUAAGAGAUAUGAAGUCUGAGCCGCUGCUCCUGAUACUUCUGGCACUGCUACAAACUGGUCACACCGCAGAGGAGUCUUGCAUUGAGCGGUGUGAUAGCGGCUUUGAUGCGACCAAACAAUGCCAGUGUGACUCUUUAUGCAAAUACUACAGUAGCUGCUGCACUGAUUAUGAGUCACUCUGUGACAAUUUGACUCGUGGAGACACUUUCCCUUCUUUCCCCGAGGAUGAGGAGAACAGCACAACCAUGGCACCUGCACUUAGUUCUGAGAACAUGAACACAGUGAUGACCCUGCCCCCAUUUCUUAUAAAACAUUCAGCCUCAUUUAAUACAGCUCCACCAAUCACAGACCCUGAUGCUGAGGUGUGCAGUGGCAGGCCCUUUAAUUCCUUCAUGCAACUUAAAAAUGGCUCACUCUAUGCCUUCAGAGGAAGGUAUUUCUUUGAACUGGAUGGGAGAACAGUGUUGCCUGGAUAUCCAAAACUCAUUGAAGACUUCUGGGGGAUAAAAGGUCCUAUAGAUGCAGCAUUUACACGCAUAAACUGCCAAGGGAAAACAUACAUCUUCAAGGGGAGUAAUUACUGGAGGUUUGACAAUGGAGUUCUGGAUGAAGAUUUUCCAAGAGAUAUUGCUGUUGGAUUUGAAAAAAUCCCGGGUCAUUUAGAUGCAGCCUUUGCUAUCCCUGCUCACAAUCACAAUGGGAAAGAAAAGGUCUACUUCUUUAAAGGUGAACAUUAUUAUCAAUAUGAGUUUAAGCACCAGCCGUCGCAUGAAGAGUGCAGUCAGAUGUCCAGUACCUUUCCCUCUGCACUCUUCAGAAGAUAUGCAGAUUUAUAUUAUGAUCGCUGGGCAGAGCACUUCAGCCAGCUCUUCAGUGGAUUUGAAAGACAAUAUGGUGCCAAUCAUAUCAUUAGUAAAGACUGGAUUGGUAUCAAACCCCCAGUAGAUGCAGUACUGGCCGGAAGACUGUAUGUCUCACCUAGAAAUUUACAACGGCCCAGCCGAAGGCGGCAGGAUCAACUGGGGGGUCAGUAUCAAACUCAACAUUGGAACCAACAGAUGAACCAACAAUGGAGCCAAGACUUUAAUCAACAGGGGGAAAAACAAUGGAACCAAGACUGGAACCAACAGUGGGACCAGCAGUGGAACCAGCAGUGGAACCAGCAGCAAUGGGGCACCCGACAUAGACAGAGCCGAUCUCCUUUCUGGGACACAAUGAUAGAGAGAGCUGGUAGCAUCAGGCAAGACUUUAGCCAGAGGUUCAAACAGGACUGGAGAAAUCAGGACAGACUGAGGAAUGGCCAUCAACAGCAGUAUGGCAACAAUUAUGACUAUAAAUACGCCCCUUCUGAGGACAACAUAUUUAAUCGAAUCAGAUGGAGCCGGCCACUUCAGAGUGUCUACUUCUUUAAAGGAGAUCAGUACUACAGAUUCAAUUUACAGACCAAGCGAGUUGACUUUGCCAUUCCACCAUACCCCAGGCCGAUAGACAAAUACUGGCUGGGCUGCAGAGAGAGACCAGGAGCAGAGAAGAGAUAAGUCUAUGAAUGAAGUACAAAAGUUUAUGUACCAAGUGCUUAGACAAUAAUAUUUAUAAUUUUAUGAUAUGCAAAUGUAAAGCAAAGCAUAUUUGUCUAAGCAAAGUGUAAGUGUCCAUGUUGUACAUCCACAUUUAAACCAAUUUAUGUGAUAUUUUGCACAUAAAAAAGUAGAGCAGAAAGAAGUACAGCAAGGUUAAUAUUAUAAUUACAUAUGGUGUAAAAAGGUCAACCUGUAUUCAUAAUCUUUACUAAUUUAAUAGAAGUGUUGUAAAUAUGUCUAUCUGUGAAUGAGGUAUUGUAAUUUGCAGUGAAAUAUUAAUUUGAUUUAACCUAGUAAGGGAUUAAUUUGUCAAUAAUUCUUUGGCUCUGUAGUGAACUCUAUUAAAGAAUGAUUAAAGUAGUAAAACCGUUUAGUGUUCAUUUAUAUCCAUGUUUAAUCACUAGAUACAAAUGCUAUAGUGAUGUUGUCUUUCAUUCUUCUGACAAUAAUUUUGAAAAAAGUUUUAUUUUCUUGAGUUCAGUAAGACAAAUCAGAGAGAUAUUUCAGGCAAUUUGCUUAUAAAUCUGCAUUGCAUCAGUAGUUUUUGUCAUUAGCAAAACAAAGCCUAAACAAAAUAAGUUUU